AAAAUUUAGGGGGACCUGGACAAAGACAGAGAACGGAAAUUGAGAAUGUAGUUACUAAAGGAGUCGUUGUGAAAUAGGGGCGCUACAUACAUUACAACUUUCAACACCGCCAAAGAAGAACUGAUCAAAUAUUUCUGUUUCCGGUACCAUUCGUGCGCCAUCUUUGACGACAAAUAGCCCGUCUAUGUUAUUUUUGUUUUCAGAAAGUAUCGAAAAGUAUGAUAGAAGACUGGAUCUCCUAAAAUAACCGAAGCAUUCAUUUGGUAUUUGCCUUAUUUUACUUGGUAUAAUACCGUACAAGUCGUCUGGAGAACAUUUUUGGCGAGAAUAGAAUAUAAGAGCCCUACAACAGAUGAUAUGGGCCCCACAGAGCCCGGAUCUCAACAUCAUUGAGUCAGUCUGGGAUUACAUGAAGAGAUGGAAACAAUUGAGACAGCAGAAAUAGAUAGAAGAACUGUGGAAAGUUCUCCAAGAAGCUUGGAACAUCCUGUCUGCCAACAACCAAGAAAAACUGUGUCCAGGUGUACCUAGGAGAAUUGGUGCUGUUUUAAAGGCAAAGAUGUCGCUUGUAGAUUUGGGAAAGCGGUUGUUGGAGGCAGCUCGUAAAGGACAGGAUGAUGAAGUGAGGUCGCUAAUGGCCAAUGGAGCUCCUUUUACAACAGACUGGCUGGGGACCUCACCACUGCAUUUAGCAGCACAAUAUGGGCAUUACUCCACUGCUGAGGUUCUUCUCCGUGCUGGGGUGAGUAGAGAUGCUCGCACUAAAGUCGAUCGGACCCCUCUCCACAUGGCUGCUGCAGAGGGCCACUCAAGCAUCGUUGAAUUACUGGUCAAGAGUGGAGCAGACAUCAGUGCCAAAGACAUGUUGAAAAUGACUGCCCUACACUGGGCUACAGAACAUGGGCACAGAGCGGUCGUAGAGCUGUUGAUCAAAUACGGUGCUGAUACUCACGCCCUGAGCAAGUUUGACAAGACGCCUUUCAACAUCGCCGUGGACAGAGGAAACACUGAGUUGAUGCUCUUGUUGCAGGAUGGAAUGCAGAAUCAAGUAAACAUGAAUCCAGAGAGGACUAUCCUAAGCAGCCCAUCUCCUGCCACUGCCAGCCCUCAGUUCAUCAUCUCGUCAUCAGGAGUGGUUAAUCUCUCUGAUCUUGUUCUCAGCAAUGCUAAAACCAACACAGAGAAUGUGAUUUCUGCUGACUCGGUGGAUUCGGCUAUUCAGCAUCUUGUAGGGGAAGAUGGCCAGAGAGUCAUCACCAUAGUAACGGACCAACAGGGCAACCUGCAGCCUGGCAACCUUGGACAAAAAUUCUUCGUCACAAUGCAAGGGCAGCAAAUAGUUGCUGUGCCGGCUGGUCAGAUUUCUGAGGAAAUCGUCACAGAGGAAACCAAACCAGUUACAUCACGGAAGAGGAAAUUUGAAUCAACUAUCAACCACACUGAUACCAAACCUAAGGAGCUGACUGAGAAGGACAGUCGGGAACAAUUGGAGCAGCAGCUGAAGGAGGCAAACAGAAAAGCCCAGGAGUACUGGCAGCAGUUACUCCGGAAGGAGCAGGAAGCUGAGCAGUACAGGCUUAAACUGGAGGCCAUUGCCAACGGGCAGACAAAUGGCACCAGCGAAGAGCCCCAAGAGGAAGUGGUGUUUCAGGAAGAGGAGGAGGAGGAGGUGGUUGGUGGAGAGGAAGUUGUCGUGUUGCCAGAGGGAGCGAUCAUCAUUAAGGAGGAGGCCAUUGACUCCGGUUUGUCAGGAGAAACUGUGGCAUUAGUAGAUGCAGAAGAUACAACAGGCAUCUCUGAGGCCACACCGUAGCAGUGAACUCAAAGACUCAAACACUCAGGAAUUAGAUACACUCUUCUAGUCUGUUUACCUGGAGUGUCAUGUUUUAUUUAUUUUAAAUAACCUUUUUUACUCCUAGACAUACUUACAGACAUUUAGGUGGCCACAACAAUGCUGAACUGUUUAGAUUGAUAGAAUAGGGAGAGCAGAAGUGAUGAGUCAUUUUAAAAAGGGUUUGUUCACCCAAAAAGGAAAAUUCUGUCCUCAUUUACUCACCCUCAUGUCGUUGCAAACCUGUAUGACUUUCCUCAGUGGAUAACUUGAAGAGAUUUUAUUGAAGAAUGUUGAUGCUGCACUGUUUUUCCCAUACAAUGAAACUGAAUAGUGACUGAGGAUGUCAGUCCCUAACAUUCUACCAAACAUAAUAUUUUUUGUUUCAUAGAGUCAUAUGGAACAACAUAAGAGUGAGUUAAUAAUGACAGAAUUUUCAUUUUGGAGUGAACUAUCCCUGUAGUGCUUUUUAAUGAAGACACAUUAUGAACCUUUAAUACUUCAGUUCAGUACAAAAUGGGUACUGACUACAUCAUAUUGUACAUAAGUGGAAUAUGACACUUUGAUGGAGUGUUCCAGAGGGUUAACAGACUGUUAAGAUGCCCUUAAAGAGACAGUCAAGUUAACUAAAUGGAGGAACACUGAGCAUUCUUCAAAGAUAAGUCAACUGUUAACGUUGAACAGUAGUUUGUUAGUUGGCAUUGGGUGGUGGAAUUGGUUCUAAGUAGCUAUGCAUUUACUUAGUAAAAAAAAAAAAAAAACUUUUAUAAUACUUUUAAUUGUUGCUAAUCAUAACUGUUACUCCUUUCAGAGUAUAAAAUGAGCAUUGGCUGUUUCAUCUGUAUUUUAUUUUACUUUGUUCUUUUGAAUACACUAAAUCAAGAUUUUCAUUGAA
Messenger RNA from Myxocyprinus asiaticus (Chinese sucker), 2726 nucleotides. RefSeq names its product GA-binding protein subunit beta-2-like. Gene Ontology annotation, molecular function: transcription cis-regulatory region binding; protein binding. Bases 560 to 1813 code for a protein of 417 amino acids. Lineage: Eukaryota; Metazoa; Chordata; Actinopteri; Cypriniformes; Catostomidae. The record is from RefSeq and is a predicted model, not a curated record. Gene Ontology annotation, cellular component: nucleus. Gene Ontology annotation, biological process: positive regulation of transcription by RNA polymerase II. The transcript is spliced from 9 exons.